Suillus paluster is the source of this 330-nucleotide messenger RNA. RefSeq lists its product as uncharacterized. The coding region runs from base 1 to 330 and encodes 109 amino acids. Lineage: Eukaryota; Fungi; Basidiomycota; Agaricomycetes; Boletales; Suillaceae. The record is from RefSeq and is a predicted model, not a curated record. The transcript has a single exon.
AUGAACAUCAGUAAUGACACCACUCCAACUGGAGGAGUACGAGCAGUAACAACCUUCCACAAUGGAAGCAUAGCUGUUGAACUCGAUAGUGAAAACCUGGCAACAUGGCUCAGAGAUCUGGUGGGAAGACCUGCUCUAGCUGCGCAACUGGGACCCUCUGUAUUGUUCCACAGUCAUACUUUUGCCCUCGUCAUAGAAUACUUACCAAUCCAGAUGCAGAUUGACUCUGACAGAUUUUUAAGAGAUAUUGAGAAGGAGAAUGACCUACUGGAGGACUCUCUCCCCUCCAUCCGAUGGAUUAAGCUGUUAACCCGCAGGACCCAGGAAUAG